This is a messenger RNA of Photinus pyralis (common eastern firefly), 410 nucleotides long. RefSeq lists its product as uncharacterized. The transcript has 4 exons. Gene Ontology annotation, cellular component: dendrite; axon; neuronal cell body. The record is from RefSeq and is a predicted model, not a curated record. Lineage: Eukaryota; Metazoa; Arthropoda; Insecta; Coleoptera; Lampyridae. Bases 2 to 340 code for a protein of 112 amino acids. Gene Ontology annotation, biological process: sensory perception of taste.
GAUGUGGAGCCGAGUGUCGUUCGCCAUAUUUCCAGUUUUGUGGCUGGUAAUGCUGUUGGGGGAAUUGAUUAUACUUCUACGUCGCUUCACACGAAUUAAGAGUGAGGCUAAAAAGACCGUUGAAAUAAUGGAGCACUUGGAAGGGUUUAUGGAUAAAUUGUAUGUGCAACAUCUGCAGGUACAACUUUUUUCUCUUCAAGUCUACGUCAACGAUUUUAAAUUCGACAUCUUUGGCUGCUUUCCAUUGGACUGGACUUUGCUACGUUCCAUGGCAUCAGGAAUCACAACAUAUUGGAUCAUAUUUCAUCAGUUUAGCCAUAUGGAAAAACAUAGAACCUAAUUUUUACGCUUACUUUUACUUAUUUUAGGAUUCAGUAAACUAUUUCUAAUGGGGAGGGGGAAUCAAACGA